Messenger RNA from Helianthus annuus (common sunflower), 1407 nucleotides. Its product is annotated as glyceraldehyde-3-phosphate dehydrogenase, cytosolic. Gene Ontology annotation, molecular function: oxidoreductase activity, acting on the aldehyde or oxo group of donors, NAD or NADP as acceptor; NAD binding; NADP binding. The coding region runs from base 145 to 1167 and encodes 340 amino acids. Gene Ontology annotation, biological process: glucose metabolic process. The record is from RefSeq and is a predicted model, not a curated record. NCBI's taxonomy places the organism in Eukaryota, Viridiplantae, Streptophyta, Magnoliopsida, Asterales, Asteraceae. The transcript is spliced from 11 exons.
AGUUAACCAAAACCCACUGUCUUCGUUUAUUCCGCCAUUGCUUUAAAUACCAUUCCCCCAAUCACCUUUUCUUCUCAUCAUUUUACUCUCUCUCUAUAAUUCUCUCUCUCUCUCUAAAACCUUUUCAAACUCCAGUCAAUCGCCAUGGCAGGUGCUAAGAUUAAGAUCGGAAUCAACGGAUUUGGAAGGAUCGGUCGUCUCGUUGCUAGAGUUGCUCUUCAAAGAGAUGAUAUCGAGCUUGUUGCUGUUAACGAUCCAUUUAUCUCCACUGACUACAUGACAUAUAUGUUCAAGUAUGAUACUGUUCACGGUCAAUGGAAGCACCAUGAACUUAAGGUUAAGGAUGAGAAAACCCUUCUCUUCGGUGAGAAGCCCGUCACUGUUUUUGGCUUCAGGAACCCAGAAGAGAUCCCAUGGGGCUCUGUUGGAGCCGACUAUGUGGUUGAGUCCACUGGAGUCUUCACCGACAAGGACAAGGCUGCUGCCCACUUAAAGGGAGGCGCCAAAAAAGUCAUCAUCUCUGCUCCUAGCAAGGAUGCUCCUAUGUUUGUUGUGGGCGUCAAUGCACACGAAUACACACCUGAUCUUGACAUCGUUUCUAAUGCUAGCUGCACAACUAACUGCCUUGCUCCUUUGGCCAAGGUGAUUAACGACAGGUUUGGAAUUGUUGAGGGUCUUAUGACAACAGUCCAUGCCAUGACUGCUACCCAAAAGACUGUUGAUGGUCCAUCUAUGAAGGACUGGAGAGGCGGAAGAGCCGCUUCCUUCAACAUUAUUCCAAGCAGCACCGGAGCCGCCAAGGCUGUUGGCAAAGUUUUGCCAGCCCUCAAUGGCAAAUUGACCGGAAUGGCCUUCCGUGUACCAACUGUUGAUGUCUCGGUUGUGGACUUAACCGUGAGGAUUGAGAAGGCAGCUACUUAUGAGCAGGUCAAGGCUGCCAUCAAGGAGGAAUCAGAGGGCAAACUCAAGGGAAUUUUGGGAUAUGUUGAUGAAGAUCUUGUAUCCACCGACUUUCUUGGUGACAGCAGGUCUAGCAUCUUCGAUGCCAAGGCCGGGAUUGCUUUGAAUGACAACUUCUUGAAACUUGUCUCUUGGUAUGACAACGAGUGGGGAUACAGCUCUCGAGUUAUUGACUUGAUUUGCCACAUCGCGUCGGUCAAAGCCUAAAGGACAAAAGCAAAGGUGUGAAUCAUGGCGGUUUUUCUUUUUGAGUUUGAAUAACGAGAAUCCUUUUUGUUUUUUUAGUAGACUCGGUUCCUUUUUGCGAGUUUUGAUUUGGUUCCAUUGUUUCGGAAAACCAUUACUGAUUGUAUUCAAUCUUCCCUAGUAUAUUUUGAUGAUCGUUUUACAUUAUGUCUGAUAUUUGUCAAGUUGAAUAUGCAUCAAAGGUUUGAAAUUUAUAUUUAA